AAUAGAAGGCACUGAACCAACCCAACCAACCAUCACUCAUCUGUCAACUGUCAGCUCCUGUCAGAUUUGACAUUUGACAAGAAUGUGUGCAUAUGAUGUGUGCUGUUCUACUGGUUGAUAGUUUUUUCUUUAAGAAUAUUUAUUAAAUUAAAUAUACCAAUAUACUCAUUUUCCCUUUAAGAACUCCAAUAUUAAUUUAGCUUUUGGAAACUAUAAGAAAUGUCUUAUCAACUUUAUAGGAAUACAACGUUAGGUAAUACUUUACAAGAAAGCCUGGACGAACUCAUACAGUAUGGCCAGAUAACACAACAGUUAGCUUCUAAAGUGCUGUUACAGUUUGACAAGUCCAUAAAUCAGACUUUAGCUACAAGGGUGAAAUCAAGACUGACUUUCAAAGCUGGUAAACUUAACACAUACAGGUUUUGUGACAAUGUGUGGACCUUUAUGCUCAAUGAUGUUGAAUUUCGAGAAGUUCAAGAAAUCACUAGAAUCGACAAAGUGAAAAUUGUGGCCUGUGAUGGAAAAAAUGUUGGAGAUGAAGGAUCUUCAAAGAAAUAACAACCUACAAGUAAAAUGUUUAUCGCCAGAUACUAAGUGGAAUUUUUAGAUGUUAACGUAUUUUAUAUAAUGUGCACAUAGAUGAAUGGCUAGAUUUGGUGUUAUAUCUUGGAUUAGUUUACUUUAUUGUCCUGUAUAGCAUAGAGUGAAUGGUUAGCAUAGAGUGAAUGGAGUGAUUUGGAAGUACAUUUUUAAGGAAGAAAUAAAAGUUUAUUAUAAAUCAUAA
Messenger RNA from Sitophilus oryzae (rice weevil), 784 nucleotides. It is a transcript of the gene TfIIA-S, whose product is annotated as transcription initiation factor IIA subunit 2. Gene Ontology annotation, biological process: transcription initiation at RNA polymerase II promoter; RNA polymerase II preinitiation complex assembly. The record is from RefSeq and is a predicted model, not a curated record. The coding region runs from base 220 to 558 and encodes 112 amino acids. Lineage: Eukaryota; Metazoa; Arthropoda; Insecta; Coleoptera; Curculionidae. The transcript is spliced from 3 exons. Gene Ontology annotation, molecular function: TBP-class protein binding; RNA polymerase II general transcription initiation factor activity. Gene Ontology annotation, cellular component: transcription factor TFIIA complex.